CGCAAUUUACCAUGUGGGCAUAACAAAAUUUUUUUUUAGGAAUUCGUUAGUGUAUAAUAUGCAUAGAUAUACGACAAGUCCUACGGAAGAGCCUAUAUAGCUCAACCCCCCCUACAUUAAAGAGGCUCAAAGGUUUGGUCACUUAUAUAUAAAAUGCAGCCGAUAAGUUUUCAAAGAUUUUAUCUUAGACGGUGAUCUGGUGCUAGUUUGUGAACAUCAACACAAAUAUGAAUAAAGAACUUUUAGUGGCUUUGAUAAUAUUAGGUGUAGUUUGGGGUGAAGUCGAAACCUGCAACUCAUGCGGGUCGGAAUGCCAAUCCGCCUGCGGAACGCGUCAUUUUCGGACGUGUUGCUUCAACUACUUGAAGAAGCGCAGCAAUCCCGAGCCCUUUGCUCUAUCGCUAGAUCCCAGUUUGCGUUUGGAGCUAUGGCUAGCAAAGUCCAAGUAUCCAUACUUGCAGCCGAAACCCGUUACUCAAGAGCAAAUGGAUAUGCCCGAUAUAUCGAAUAGACGAGAUAACGAUGAUCAAAAUCCUGAUAACUGAGAGAACAUUAAGUUUUUUUGCAACCCAUUUUUAUCAGUUCAUCUUUUGUUUUAUUACUAAACUGCUACACAUACUGCGUGAUAAAAAAAUCUUAUAGCUUUAGAGUUUCAACUGAAAUAGCAUCUACUAUUUUAAUUUAAAUCUAAACUAAAAGGCCUCUGUUACGCUUUUGUAAGUUCAAUUAUAAAUAACAACGUUUAUUUCGAGUGUUUAAAGUAAGCUUUACUAAAGGCGCGUUUACAAGGGUCAAGUGAAUUGAUCAAAUCACUUUAAUUCAAUUCGCAUGAUACAAUAUGAUCGUGUAAACUCGACAAAUCAUUUCAAUUGAUCAAGUGAGUUGAUUCAAGUCUCAAUUGACUGUUGUUUAACUGACUGUAAUUUAAUCUAUAUAUUAAAUGUUUUUCUCUCAAAUAAAUUGAGGUAUUAAACUCUUCAUAAAUUUACUAUAUAAAUAGUUAUGUUCAGAUCUAAUAAAAAUAAACACUAAAAACAACUAAUUUGAU
Molecule: messenger RNA, 1048 nt
Organism: Sitophilus oryzae (rice weevil)
Lineage: Eukaryota; Metazoa; Arthropoda; Insecta; Coleoptera; Curculionidae
Product: U-scoloptoxin(20)-Cw1a
Exons: 2
Coding region: 228-545 (105 amino acids)
Source: RefSeq, a predicted model, not a curated record